AUGUCUGCUGUGAAUGAGUCGGGAUACCAAGGACCAACCAUCACGAAUACAGCCUCACGACACAACAAGAACAAGAACAAGAAGCAAACACCCACCGCGGCACCCCUCCAAUUCCACGGCGGCGGCAUGAUAAUGGGAAGCGCCGCCGAGCAAAAACUCAUACCGCAGACACUCGUCCACCUCUCCCGAGUCCCGAUCUUCGACGUCGAGUACCGCCUUGCAUCCUCCGGGUACAUACAUCGAGGUUGGAAUGCUGGAUGUCUUCCGUACGAGUGCGUGGUCUAUGCGUCGAAGCUGGCAGGGGCGGGCGUGCAGACGAAGUUCCAUUUCCCAUGUGGGCUGGGGUGCCGCAUGGAAUAA
This is a messenger RNA of Aspergillus mulundensis, 360 nucleotides long. RefSeq lists its product as uncharacterized. The coding region runs from base 1 to 360 and encodes 119 amino acids. The transcript has 2 exons. NCBI's taxonomy places the organism in Eukaryota, Fungi, Ascomycota, Eurotiomycetes, Eurotiales, Aspergillaceae. The record is from RefSeq and is a predicted model, not a curated record.